Molecule: messenger RNA, 2211 nt
Organism: Penicillium paradoxum
Lineage: Eukaryota; Fungi; Ascomycota; Eurotiomycetes; Eurotiales; Aspergillaceae
Product: anoctamin family protein
Exons: 5
Coding region: 1-2211 (736 amino acids)
Biological process (GO): chloride transmembrane transport
Cellular component (GO): cortical endoplasmic reticulum
Molecular function (GO): chloride channel activity
Source: RefSeq, a predicted model, not a curated record
AUGGCGACAAUCCCGGAUAAUGCCCAGGAGUGCAAUCUCCAUGUGGACUAUGUUAUCCGCUACAGCUUCGGAGAUGUAGACCAAUCGCAGUCAAUCGGGCAGCUAGAGAAGCUGCUUCAAUCAUUGGCUCAAGUCGGGCUACAGGCAGAGGUUAGACAAGGCGAUGAGUCGUCUCUGCUUAUCUUUGUGAAAGCUCUGGAGAAGCGGCUGAAGCAAGCAGUUUAUCGAUCGCGCGUACGUGACUGGCUCUAUGGCAUUCGCAAUGCUGAACCAACACCCUCCAACUCGACUGAGCCCCAGACAGAAGCCGAGCGUCUGCGGGUGAUCCACCAAAUGAUCACAAACCCAAAGGAAGAGGGCGGCGCCGAGAUCACACCCAACCAUGGCGAAUGGAAGAAUGUCACCGCUAUCUUCCCCCUCCACGACGUUGAGACAAACAAAAAAUGGAUGCGCGACUGGAGCUCGAAGACAUUCCUUUCCGAAGAUGAUUUGGAUCAAAUUCGGAAUAAAUUUGGAGAAAGUGUUGGAUUUUACUUUUCGUUCCUGCAGUCGUACUUUCGAUUCUUGAUCUUCCCGGCUGUUUUUGGAUUCUCUUGCUGGUUCCUUCUUGGGGGAUUUUCCAUUAUCUAUACUGUUGUCAAUUGUCUGUGGUGUAUUAUCUUUGUGGAAUACUGGAAGCGCCAGGAGGUUGAUCUGAGCUGCAGGUGGCAGACGAAGAAUGUCUCAGCCGUUAGGACCAAGAGACGGGAGUUCAAGCCCGAGACAGAGACCCGCGAUGAGAGUACUGGUGAGAACCACGGUGUCUUCCCGGCAACCAAGCGCAUGCAACGGCAGCUACUUCAGAUCCCGUUCGCUUUGCUUGCGGUGAUUGCUCUAGGUGCGAUUAUUGCAACUUGCUUUGCCAUCGAGAUCUUUAUCUCGGAGCUUUAUAACGGUCCCUUGAAAACAUACCUGAUUUUCAUCCCAACCAUUCUUUUGUCAGCCCUUGUGCCAACUAUGAGCGCUAUCUUGACGUCCAUCGCCACGAAGCUCAAUGACUACGAGAACCAUGAAACAAAGGACGCUUAUGAUGUUGCACUGACCCAGAAGGUCUUUGUUAUCAACUUUAUCACGUCCUAUAUGCCUAUCUUCCUGACGGCCUUUGUCUAUGUGCCAUUUGCAAGUUGGAUCGUCCCCUACCUCGAUGUGUUCCGAUUGACUGUUCGGCCGUUCGUGUCGAAGGAGCACGCCGUCGCAAAGCAAUCUCAGUUCCAAAUCGACCCAGCUCGCCUGCGAAACCAGGUUAUUUAUUUCACUGUCACGGCCCAGAUUGUUGGCUUCGCCAUGGAGACUAUUGUUCCCUAUAUCAAACAGCAUGCGCUCCGUAAAUAUAAGAAGUACAACAAGGAGCGCAAUGGAAAAAUGGACCGAAACGGCGACAAAGAAUCUCCAGAGCGACCCGUCGUGUCCUUCGAUGACCCUGCCGAAGAAGUGCAGUUCCUCACACGGGUGCGAAACGAGGUCGAGCUCUCAGAUUACGACGUGACCGAUGACCUGCGCGAGAUGUGCAUCCAGUUUGGAUAUUUGGCCCUUUUCUCGCCCACAUGGCCACUUGUUCCCGUCUCUUUCUUCGUGAACAAUUGGAUCGAGCUGCGAUCGGACUUCUUCAAGAUCUGCAUGGAAUUCCGUCGACCUGUGCCUUUGCGGACUGACACGAUUGGGCCCUGGCUUGAUAGCCUGGGAUUCCUCUCCUGGGUUGGCAGUAUCACUAGCGCAGCACUUGUGUACAUGUUCAGCGGCAACGCGCAGCAUGGCCCUAAUGGCGAACCGACAGACAUCAAGGGUUGGGCUCUGCUUUUGGCAAUCUUCUUUUCGGAGCACCUGUAUCUUAUCGUACGGUAUGCUGUGCGAGCUGGUAUGGCCCGCAUCGAGCCCCCCAAUUCCCGCAAGGAGCGCGCUGAGCGUUAUCUCAUGCGCAAGCGCUAUCUUGAGUCGAGUAUUCAUGCGGACGCAGAGGAGAGCAGAGGCGAGGACGACAUCACACCCGCAGGUGAAGCGCCUGAGAUCUCUCGUGCGUCUCUUGAAGAUGAUGCUCGGCGGGCGUCCUUGCAUGGCGCCGACCCGGCUGCCCGUUUCUGGAUGCACCAGCGUGGCUGGACGGAGUCAGCGAAGGUUGGUGCCGGUAUUAUCCAGGCACAACCUAUUAAGGGUAGUGUGAAGAAGCAGCAGUAA